Prorocentrum cordatum is the source of this 1469-nucleotide messenger RNA. NCBI's taxonomy places the organism in Eukaryota, Dinophyceae, Prorocentrales, Prorocentraceae. The record is from the annotation of a GenBank genome assembly.
GCUGCUGGCGCCCGGGGCGGCCUCGCAGGCCUACGCUGCUCACCAGGCCUGGGGCGCCGCGAGGGCGCUGAGCCCGCCAGGGCGCACAGAGCACUGCAGCGACCAGCUGGCGCUGCACGUGCAGGCCCUGGAGCAGGCGAAGAGCCUGGCGGCGGCGCAGUCGGCGCAGGCGCUGCAGAAGAUACGGGAGCGGCAGGACUUCGAGGCUGGAGCUGGAGGUCCGGAGGUCCCUGCGCCAGGCCCCCGCGCCCUGCUGCGCGCCCUGCGCCGCCGCGGCCGAGGCCGUGGCGUGCGCCGGGGCCGGCGCCCGCCCGGAGACGCCCCGCCGCGGGGAGGGCACGGCGCAGGCGCCGGCGGCGCGAGGCCGCCCAGCCUCGGCGGGGCCCGCGGAGGAGGACGAGCGCGUGAUCUACGAGCCGCCUCCGGAGGUGACCUCCGCCGAGGCGGCACCCGCGGCGGGAGGGGCGGAGCUGGGCGCCCGGGGCGCCCGCUCGGCGAGCACGGAGCGGGGAGCUGCAGGCGCGGGGGACGACGACGUGGGCAUCUUCGAGCCGAGCCCGCUCGUGGAGGGCCCGGCCCCGCAGGAGCGGGCCACGGCCAGGAGGGCAAGCGGCGGCGGUGCGGCGGCCAGCGCCAGCCCGCGCGCGCGGAGGCGGUCGGACGGACUCGGCGAGGAGCUGCGCAACGAGCUGCUGGAGUGUCUGGACACGGCCAGGUGGUGCGCCCGCUCGGCCGCGCGCGCCAACAUGACCGUGUUCCGGAGCGUCAACUCGGCGCCCGCUGUGCGGCAGGUGCUGGAAACGGCGGCCAUGCUGUUGGGUCAGUCGCCAACAAGCUGGAGCCGCCUGCGGCGCUACAUAGGUAGCCGAGCGUUCGCGAGCGAGAUCCAAGCGUUCAGCUGCGCCAAAGUGACGCAGGAGCAGUUCCUCAGCCUGCGCGAGCGCCUGAUGAGCGACGACUUCGACGAGGAGGCCCUGAAGACGGUCUGUGUCCCAGUGGUGCCACUGGCCAUGUGGUGCCGCGCCGUCGGCGUCUACCUGUCCAAGACCAGGUUCCGGGGCGGCCCCGAGAUACGGCCCGUCGCGGCCGCGGCUGGACAGGCUCCCAUGAACGAGCUGGUCCUUGAGAUUGCUCGGGGACUCUCUACCUCCCUCGCAGUCCGCGCGUCCACGGUCGGCUGCCCUGAUUGCGUGUGCCAGUGCUCGCCGACGCUGGCAUGUGCGGAAGGUUCCCUGCCUCAGGAGUACACGGUCCCGACGGGCCCGAGCGGGCCGACGUUCUUCUUCGUUGGCACGAUCGUCGGAGCGCUCGGGGUGCUGGUGGUGCAGCACUGCGUGUUCGGGGCUCGGGCCACGCCGCCUGUGCCGGCCGCCGCCGCUGCUGGGCUCGCUCCGAUCACCGACGACGUGGAGAAGGUCGCGCUCCAGCAGCUGAAUCUUCUUAGGCAGCGGCGCAAGAAUUCGGCGUGA